Exserohilum turcica Et28A is the source of this 519-nucleotide messenger RNA. RefSeq lists its product as uncharacterized. The record is from RefSeq and is a predicted model, not a curated record. The transcript has a single exon. NCBI's taxonomy places the organism in Eukaryota, Fungi, Ascomycota, Dothideomycetes, Pleosporales, Pleosporaceae. Bases 78 to 404 code for a protein of 108 amino acids.
CUGACCUACCUCGCGUCUGAACUACAUGCGUAAUCCUCCAGUGAAAACCCUGUUUCCGUGAUAAACGAACAGUACAUAUGCUGAGACUCCAUGGGUCAGACACCUUACUUGUGAUUCGUUCGGACAAAGCUGGGGAUUACGCUUUCAGCACAGGGGCAGUUGCUUCCCGCGCCAGCGCCACAAAGGCCGAGACAUUGUUGCUCGGUGGUGGCUUUUUUGUCGAGACCCAACAUACCGGUGCUCGGCAGUUCCCCUCCCUCCCCAACAUUUCGUCGCUUACCCGUCCGAUGAAGCGCUCCCGCAGGCACUCCAAGCCUCUGUUUGCCAGUGCCAGAGCAGAAAAGAAAAGUCUUGCAGCGCUCUGCGUCCAUGCAAAUUGCUUCAGCUGGAUACUGGUGUUCUAAGCAACAGCCUUUACGAUGGUACAUUUGCGGCUUGGCAUCUCGGGACCCUCGGUUCUACAGUCACUCGUUCUCUUCUAUGGACUUCUUCUUCUUCUUCUUCUUCUUCUUCUUCUUC